GCGAAGGACUUGAACGCACCAUAAGCGACAAAUCGAACAUGCCUUCAACAUAGUCAAACAGUCGAAAAACAUUUUCCAGUCUCCCUUGAGAUUAAAAUACUUAGUCAAUAUUAGUUUUGUGUUUUUGUUUUGUUUUGCUUAAGGGGAGAAAUAACGAUAAGAAGCUGUCCAGACGACCUUUAACCUUCGAUUUAGCUGCACUGUACAGUACAGUCACAGCACCAGUCAUGGAGGGAAGACAUGACCCAGUGUGUCGUCGAGGAAGCCGAAUGUAACAGUGAGGCGAGCGACAAGGGGACCGAGCUACUGGGCCUCUAAACAGUUGCAAUGAUGUCGGACACGAGGCUUUAGCGACACGGAAACCCCCCCACCCGGGACCAACAUGCAGCAGAAAGGCGCCAUCCAGAUCAUCGAGUGGGAGGACCUGGACAAGAGGAAAUUCUACUCUCUGGGCGUGCUGAUGACCCUAAGCACGCGGGCCACCGUAUACCCGGCCAGCCUGAUACGCACGCGACUGCAGGUGCAGAAAGGCAAGGCGCUCUACUCAGGCACGGUGGAUGCCUUCUGCAAGAUCCUGCGCACGGAAGGCGUGCAGGGCCUGUACCGCGGCUUCAUGGUCAACACUUUCACGCUGGUGUCGGGCCAGGCGUACAUCACCACCUACGAGCUGGCGCGGCGCUACGUGUCGCGCUACUCGUCCAGCAACACGCUAAAGUCUGUGGUGGCGGGCGGGGCAGCGUCGCUGGUGGCGCAGACCAUCACCGUGCCCAUCGACGUGGUGUCUCAGCACCUCAUGAUGCAGGGCCAGGGCGAGCACAGCGGCCGCUUCAAGGCCAAACCCAAAAUGAUGCUGGCCGCCACCAAGCGCAGGCUGACCUUCGGGCAGACGAGGGACAUUUCCGUGCAGAUUUUUGCCGCCGACGGAUUCAGGGGUUUCUACAGGGGCUAUGUGGCAUCUCUGCUCACGUACAUCCCAAACAGUGCACUCUGGUGGCCUUUUUAUCACUUUUAUGCAGAGCAGCUGUCUCUGAUGGCACCCAGUGAGUGCCCCCACCUCAUCUUGCAGGCACUGGCCGGGCCGAUGGCCGCCGCCACCGCCUCCACCAUCACCAACCCCAUGGACGUGGUCCGGGCGAGGGUGCAGGUGGAGGGCCGCUCGUCGGUGGUGGAGACCUUCAAGCAACUACUGGCGGAGGAGGGCGUUGGCGCCAUGACCAAGGGUCUGUCGGCCCGCAUCAUCUCCUCCACGCCCACAUCGGUGCUCAUUGUGGUGGGCUACGAGACCCUCAAGAGGCUCAGCCUACGAGACGAGCUGGUUCAGUCCAGACACUGGUAGACUGGGACAAAAAAGCCUAAAGCCGCAUUUUACCUCAUGGCAGGAGCACACUAUGGUUGCGACAAUACUGCCAAAACGUGUUAAACCUAUGACAAUAUUCAGAAAGACUUGCUGUACUUAAAGCUUCGGUGCUUUAUGGUUAGAAAUGUUUGCUUUCUCGGUGGGACCUCCCAAGUGGGACAGAAUUUGGUCUUUUGGGCAUGAUCACUCUCAGUCUAAAUGGACAUCUAUUGACGUCAAUGAGUUAAUAUCAAGUAAAGGUUAUAUUACCUUUGAAGAAUGCCUUACAGAUUUGGUUUUGGAGGAAAAUACACAUGAAAAAGUGAUUUUAAUUUUUCCAAUUCUAGCCACGGUACCGGUACUCACCCUUUCAUGAAUUGUUUGGCAAUAAAAGACUGUUCACUACAAGACAAAAUUUCCUCCCUCCCAAAUUACUAUAAUACAUAUAACGAUAUUUUAAAAAUGACUCGCCUAAUAAAAGUCAAAAGUACUUACCUUUUGACUGAACGAUCAGGAAGGUGCUUGUCAACUAGCUAACACUGUCACCUCGCAAUGUUUUAUAAACUUUGAUAUUAAAACAAAGUAAAACCACUUGUUUGAAGACAACUGAGAGGAACCGGAGUCUCGUUUUGUUUUAAACAGCUAUUCAUCAGGCUUUUCAGAUUUGAGGUACAAGCUAGUUUAAUUAGCAUUAGCUAAUUUAAACUGGUUAUUUUAUACUCAAAUUGUACUCGUUUACAGAAAGGUUCCUGUGUUUGUUUGGUCUUCCGGCCAAAACUGUUUUAAGUCUGGACUCAAAAUUGAAUUUCUUGAGGCUGACUUGGGAGGUUCCGCUGUACUAUUAGAGUAAUAUGUGGGGAGCGGGUUUAUUAUUUUUGUUAGGCAGAACCUCCAAUUGGAGCGUAUGUAGAUUUUAUGUGCCAAAAAUUAAUAUGGUUCCUAUUAAAAAUAGGUCUAUUGUUUAAGUGAAACGUUACAGUUGAAUGUUUCCGGACACCAACCGCCAAAAUCCAGUGAGAUUUUUGGUGAGAAGCAACAAAUUUUGGACUGGUUGCCAGCCAGUCUUGGGAACAUGGAGAGAAACUACUUCCAACCACACCUAUGGACAUUUUAGAGUCUUUAAUAAUGCAGAUUUAAAUCUAGGACCUGAGAACUGAAGCAUACAUGCUACCCACUAGUAAACUGUGCUACAUUUCCUGUCACUAUUCAAACUACCUACACGUGGUGUGUUAUAGGCACCACAAACUCCAUUUAAAAUACUUCAAAAAUGCGCACCAGCACAUGUUAGCAGAGUGAAAUUAUGUUCUGGAUGAAACUGCACUUAAUGAAUAUUGAUGGGGGGUGUUUUCAACUGUAACCAAUGUGUUUUGUCUGUUGAAUGUUUUAGUGAAACAGUGGACACUUGUGGCUCAGUGGAAUUAAUAAAGAAUGCAAUCAAUGCAUUGGAUUGGUUGAUCAGUGAAAUGUAGCUGAAAAUUAAUUUACAACCCAAUUAAAUUAAAAAAAAAAAAAAAAAGCAAAGCUUUAUUGAACUGAUCUUGAGCUAGAAGAAAAUUAUAAAAAAAAAAAUAAAAAAAAGUCCCUUCCCUUGUACCAGAUGUGUCACCUCACAUCGGGCAGUCGUAAAUAUGAAUGGCACGGUCGUCACCAGCCGAGAUGAUUUUGGAACCGUUGCUGUUAUACUUGACACUCCACACCUGUUAAAGAAGCAAUCACGCAACUGAAUCGUUACUCUGUCCUAAAUAUAAAUAUGCUGUAGGUCUUACCUGGUCUUGGUGGUCAAAGAAGGUGUUGAUGCAUGCUCUGGAACUAGCGUCCCAAACUUUGACGCUUUUGUCCGACGAGCUGAAGGGUGGGAAAUGAUCAGAAAAAGGCCGUUAAACAAUGUGGCUGCUAUUAACGAGGAUAGAUGUCCAAUCGAUUUAAGCUGGAGGCUAAUGAAGAAAUGUUACUACUAGUGACAAACUAAAAUUGAGGUGGUGUUAAUCUUACGGGUUACAUUUUUUAGUGUCCCGACAUAAUUGGCAUCCUAAGAUGGCAGUAUUGCAUCACAUCUUGAGUGUGUACCAGGCGGUCGUAGUUCAUUUGAACUAGAUACAGUUAGAGUUUGAUGCAGUAAAGAUGUUUACGUCAUGUAAGUAUUAGGGAGUAAACCAAAAAAGUUCCACAUUCCUAAAUUUUAUUAGGGAACUUCCAUUAAAUAUUUUUAUUCCUUAAAAGGUAAGUUGGUCGUUCAUAUGUGGAAAAAAUUUUGGAAUAGGUUGGAUCACACAAUAGUUUACCGUGAAGAUCAGCACACGUUUUUUUGACGUCACACUCAGUGUCACUAAUGAACUUGACACCUGAAUGCUACUCUUUUUUCAUCCCGUCUUUCCUGUUCAUUUUGCUUUAACUGCUCGUUUUGUGAAAUAUCGACUGGGCUGUCCCACUCAAUGUUCCACUUGGGUUGGAAGGGCAGAACAGACAACAUGUUUAUGUAGUUAAAAAGUAAUACUGUGGAAAUCCGGCAGCGUAACCAUGUGACGUCAACAAUAAUGGCGACUUACUAGUUAAACUAAUUUUACAAAUUUAUUAAAACAAAAACAUUAAGAGGGGUUUAAAUAUCAAAUUAUUAUAACUCUUACUAACAUUUAUCUUUUAAGAACUACAUGUCUUUCUAUCCGUGGUUCCCUUUAAACAUAAAUGAUGACUUUAUGCUUGUGAAUUUCCAUCGGUCUUGUACAGUGGACCCUCAUGAUAUGAGCUUUUCAUGAAAUGAGUGUCGUGAUGAGAGAAAAUGAGUCUCAAUAUGAGCGAAAUCCAUAAAAGCCUCUCGCUUGGUUGGCUUGUAUGAGUGCCUCAGCAUCCCACCAGGUGGCAUGUGAGCUCUCGCUUUGUCUCUCCAAGUGUCGGUGUCACUCUAGAUGGCAUACAAGCAUCUCGCACCAACAGAAUCCCCAACCUGCCCCUUAUUGUCAUUGUCUCAGGUGAUAGAAUUUUGAAUCGAAGUGCAGCCGAAUCAUUUGUGUUUACAAGUGAAUAUUAACCAUGUCCCCAAGUUUACUUACAGCAAAAACUUUGUAAUAGAAUAGAAUACAAAGACUUUAUUCUCAUUGUACAGAGUACGAGAUUUAAAGCUUCGCCGUAAUGCGCACCACAUGAAACAAAAGCAAAAGUACAAUAAGGCUAAUAUAAACAUAGGCUGCUGUGUUCACAGAUUGGUAAUAAAGUGACUACCAGCAAGUGGUGAUGUUAAAGUGUGUAUAUGACAAUUAACAGUGCUCAGACUAAAAGGCAGAUGGCUGACUUGAUAUGAUUGUGCGUAGAUGUUGAUGUAAUAGUGCAAAAAUGCUAUAAUGUAACUGCAAAUAUUGCAUUUGCAGUACCCAGCUUGAGACAGACGUCUCUGAACAUAUUACCUCGUGAAAUGCUUGAGACAUUGUUGUGGCAUUAGCAGUGCAAUGACAGUGACAUUUUAGUGCAAACUUGAGUUCUCUCUUUCCUCCUGCUUGGUUGACUUGCACUUUCAUUACGUUGCUAGAUUGCAGCUUUCAUGGUAAGUACUUGUAUAUACAGUAAAUACCAUCGUUAUUUUACUUUUAAUUUCUUUUCCAUAUUAAUUAGCCUUAAAAAUAAUGCUUUGAAAUAUUAUUUACAGGUAAAAUGGGGGUCAUGGGAAGUGUUGCUCACAAUAACUGGAAAAUACAUUCAUGAUACAAGCAUAUUCAGGUUACAAGCUAGGCCGUGGGAUGGAUUGUGCUCGUACCAUGAAUGUCCACUGUAUUUUCAUUAUACACUGUAUGUAACACCUACCUAUAUGAUAGGCUGGUGUAUUACAUACAUGUAUGAACUUGAUUGUUUUCUCCAAUUAAAAGGAUUGGCCUUUUUUCUUUUUUUUAAAUAAAACCACUCGAAAAAGCAUUAAUUCAGAUUUCAUCUCUUCUUCAAUGUGUGUCUUGUCAGGGGUUCUCUUCACCCCACUUGAAAUAAGAAAAUGAAAACAUUACCUGGAAACAAAAUGUGUGUUAUCUGGGGAGAAAGCCACAUUGAGAACCCAUGAUCCAUGUCCGCUCAGCGUACCGGCCAGGUUCGCGUGUUGCCUGGA
Molecule: messenger RNA, 5420 nt
Organism: Corythoichthys intestinalis (scribbled pipefish)
Lineage: Eukaryota; Metazoa; Chordata; Actinopteri; Syngnathiformes; Syngnathidae
Gene: slc25a44a
Product: solute carrier family 25 member 44a
Exons: 4
Coding region: 383-1336 (317 amino acids)
Biological process (GO): branched-chain amino acid transport; transmembrane transport; branched-chain amino acid catabolic process
Cellular component (GO): mitochondrion
Molecular function (GO): branched-chain amino acid transmembrane transporter activity
Source: RefSeq, a predicted model, not a curated record